Molecule: messenger RNA, 450 nt
Organism: Gilbertella persicaria
Lineage: Eukaryota; Fungi; Mucoromycota; Mucoromycetes; Mucorales; Choanephoraceae
Product: cytochrome P450
Exons: 3
Coding region: 1-450 (149 amino acids)
Molecular function (GO): monooxygenase activity; oxidoreductase activity, acting on paired donors, with incorporation or reduction of molecular oxygen; heme binding
Source: RefSeq, a predicted model, not a curated record
AUGCCAUAUCUAGACGCUAUUGUCAAAGAAACUCUUCGAUUGAACUCUCCCAUUACAAAAACACUACCAAGAAUUGCAGCAAGAGAUGUUGCUGUUGAUGGACUCCUCAUUCCUCAGGGGACACUUGUCGAUGUUGACAUUGCUGCUACGCAUAUGAGCGAGUCUAAUUAUAGCGAUCCAUUUGAAUUCAAACCUGAGCGAUUUCUUGAAAGUGCUGAUGUUACUUCUAAGAAACAAGGCCUAUCAUAUGUACCCUUUGGAUAUGGCUCUCAUGUGUGUAUUGGUCAAAAUUUCAGUCUUGCCGAACAACGUGUGUUUUUGGCCAUGCUGUUGCGCAAGUUUGAAUGGACGUUGGCUCUUGAUUCUAUGCAUAGAGAUGGUAUGAUUGCUGAAGGAAACGGUGGCGUAAGACCUAUCAAUCUGAGAAUCGACUUUAGACCUCGCUUUUAG